Molecule: messenger RNA, 2238 nt
Organism: Salvelinus namaycush (lake trout)
Lineage: Eukaryota; Metazoa; Chordata; Actinopteri; Salmoniformes; Salmonidae
Product: anthrax toxin receptor 2-like
Exons: 16
Coding region: 312-1811 (499 amino acids)
Cellular component (GO): membrane
Molecular function (GO): signaling receptor activity
Source: RefSeq, a predicted model, not a curated record
AUGCGCGCUUGGAAUAAGGGUCGUUAUAGUGGGAGUUUGCUUUGUGUAUCCUACGGGGAGGUUUUAUGAAAUGGGAUAUUGUAUUGACUCAACAGGAAAUAGACUACGGUUUAGAGUAGUACAUCGUCAGAGGACAUGAAGAAAUACUGUCGGUGAUAUUAAACGCAGAGAGGCUACUUUAUUGUGCUGUAGAAGUUUUGACAUGUUUCUAGCAGUGCGGCUCGUUUUUUUAGCAUACUCUCUUCUGUUUAUGUGCUAGAAUAAGAAGAAGUGUCAUUUCGCUUGAUACAUUUUGCCUUGCCGGAGCUACAAUGACACCGUUGAAUUUGACAAUGAAGGAGAGAACACUUCGUCGCGCUAAAACCCACUGGACUUCAACAGCAGCAACAGCUGGAAUAGUUGUGCUGUGUGUGUUUGCGUGGUCUUGUCACGCGGAAGAAGCAUCUUGUCACGGAGCUUACGACUUGUACUUUGUUCUAGAUAGAUCGGGAAGUGUUUCUAACGACUGGGGUGAGAUUUAUGCCUUUGUGAAGAAUCUGACAGAUCGAUUUGUGAGCCCCAGCAUGAGGGUUUCCUUUAUAGUGUUCUCAUCUUCAGCCAAAGUGAUGUUACCUCUCACUGGAGACAGGUAUGAAAUCCAGAAAGGCUUGGAGGCACUGAGAGAGGUGAAGCCAGCAGGGGAAACCUACAUGCAUGAAGGGAUUAAAGAGGCAAACCUUCAAAUCAAAGCCCAAGCGACCAAGUCCUCCAGCAUCAUUGUGGCUUUGACGGACGGAAAGCUGGAGGUCUAUGUACAUGAACUAACAGUUGAAGCGGCCAACGAUGCAAGGUACUACGGUGCUCGGGUGUACUGUGUUGGUAUCAAGGACUUUGACGAGCAACAGCUAGCCGAGGUGGCUGACACCAAAGAUCAAGUGUUCCCUGUUAAAGAUGGCUUCCAUGCACUCAAAGGCAUUGUCAAUUCAAUAUUAAAGCAGUCCUGUACAGAGAUCCUGACAGUGGAGCCAUCCAGUGUCUGUGUGAACCAGUCGUUUGACAUCGUGCUUCGAGGGAACGGCUUCUCGGUGGGACGAGGCAACGACGGGGUCGUCUGUAGCUUCAUGGUGGGCCAGCAGAUCUACAAUCGGAAGCCAAGCAUUGUGCAGAACGAUUAUCUCCUGUGUGCUGCACCGGUUCUGUAUGAAGUCGGACAGUCGAUGGACGUACUGAUCAGUCUGAAUCACGGGAAAUCCUUCAUCUCUAGUGCCUUCACCAUCCACGCCUCAACAUGUUCGAACGGCUUCGCUGUAGCCAUAACUCUCCUGGUGCUGUUGUUACUGGCAGCCUUGGUAGCUGCUUGGUGGUUCUGGCCUCUCUGCUGCACCGUGGUCAUUAAACCCCCGCCUCCUCCCCCUGCUCCAUUGCGGCCUCCACCACCUGAGCCAGAGGAGGAUGACCAUCUGCCCAAGAAGAAGUGGGCGACUGUGGACGCCUCGUACUACGGAGGGAGAGGAGCAGGGGGGAUCAAACGCAUGGAGGUGCGUUGGGGAGAGAAGGGCUCUACAGAAGAAGGGGCAAGGCUAGAGAAGGCUAAGAAUGCUGUAGUGUCUGUUCCUGAGGAGGUGGAAGAGCCCAUGACGCCCAGACGGGUCCCCAAACCCAAACCUACAUACCAACAGCGCCAGGAGUCCAAAUGGUAUACCCCUAUAAAGGGUCGACUGGAUGCGCUGUGGGCAUUGCUUCGGCAACAGUACCACAGAGUUUCUCUCAUAAGACCGACCACUGCGGACAAGGGGAAAUGUAUUAAUUUCAGCCGACUGCAGAACCGUUAGAAGACAAAGAAUAUAAUCUACAAUGAUGACUAUUCUCUCGGUAAAAGAUCCAAAAUUUCUCCCAAAAACUAUAGUGUCCAAAACCACUAUCCAUUUGCUUCUCUCCAUUUUAUGCACAAAAUGGGGGACUCUUCUCCAUGAUAUCUCCUGCUUUCUCAAAAAUCAUACUCAUAAGAACAUUUCAAUAUUUCCAUCCAUCCAUAACUGGGAUAUAACUUCAUAUUUUUCCACUUGUCGUUUUUUUUUAUUACUUUUUUUUUCUCACAAGAAGCGAAAGCGAAUUAAAGUACUGGACAAACUGGCCGUUCGGAUCCAGUUAUUAUUAUUUUUGUUGUGCACCAAAGGAUUAACAUAUUCUGACCAUAUUGUGCCUGCUGUGGAAAACCUUAUUUCAUGGGCACAGACGGAAGCUAUCUAAAAAAAAAAA